Fopius arisanus is the source of this 3320-nucleotide messenger RNA. It is a transcript of the gene csw, whose product is annotated as corkscrew. The transcript is spliced from 11 exons. Gene Ontology annotation, molecular function: non-membrane spanning protein tyrosine phosphatase activity; receptor tyrosine kinase binding; cell adhesion molecule binding. Bases 346 to 2202 code for a protein of 618 amino acids. The record is from RefSeq and is a predicted model, not a curated record. Lineage: Eukaryota; Metazoa; Arthropoda; Insecta; Hymenoptera; Braconidae. Gene Ontology annotation, biological process: positive regulation of ERK1 and ERK2 cascade; protein dephosphorylation. Gene Ontology annotation, cellular component: cytoplasm.
AGACACGUCGACGCGUCUACACAAAUUCAAUGCCCGCGGAGCAGUCACCACCAUUUCUGCAUCGGUUCGCACUGUUUUUCUGAGUAAAAAACUUUGCCAAACGCGAGAGCCAACUCACCCGAAAUCCAAAUUCACGUAAUUAAAUCGUAUAAACAAUAAAACUGAUCAAUUAAAACCGAUCAAUCCGGACAUGUCGGCACAGUGGCGGGGCUUUGGGUGACAAUAACCCGCCGACAACCAGCGGCACGGGCAAUUCUCAUUUUCACAUUUCCACCCGAGACAACAGAGGAUUGAUGAAAAAUAAAAAAUCAUUGAUUGCCAGGUGGUAAUAAUUCAAAUCACGACAUGGCAUCGCGCAGAUGGUUUCAUCCCAAUAUAUCAGGACUGGAGGCAGAGAAAUUAUUGAUGGAACGUGGAUAUGACAGUUCAUUUCUGGCACGUCCGAGCUCAUCUAAUCCUGGAGAUUUCACACUUUCUGUGAGGAGAAACAGUGAAGUAACACAUAUAAAAAUACAGAAUACUGGUGAUUUUUAUGAUUUGUAUGGUGGUGAAAAAUUCGCAACACUGUCAGAAUUAGUGCAAUUUUAUAUGGAAAAUGGUGGACAAUUGCGUGAAAAAAAUGGCGAAGUCAUUGAAUUAAAAUAUCCCCUUAAUUGUGCUGAUCCAACGACUGAGCGUUGGUUUCAUGGGCAUCUGUCAGCCAAAGAGGCUGAACGUUUGAUGCUCGAGAGAGGAAAGAACGGAUCGUUUCUAGUUCGAGAGUCCCAGAGCAAACCAGGAGACUUUGUACUCUCAGUGAGGACUGACGAUCGCGUGACUCACGUAAUGAUCCGCUCACAGGACAAUAAAUAUGACGUUGGGGGCGGGGAGAAGUUCGAUAGUUUGAGUGAUCUCAUUGAGCAUUACAAGAGGAAUCCGAUGGUGGAGACGAGUGGGAGUGUUGUUCAUCUGAGACAACCUUUCAACGCCACGAGAAUAAGUGCAAGUGGUAUAGAGAGUCGUGUGAGACAAUUGCAUAAGGAGAAUGGAUGCUCCAAUGGCUGGACAUGUUGGAAUGGCGGACCUGAUGGUGAUGAGACUGGUUCUGGUCGUGGGAAGGGCAAGGCUGGCUUCUGGGAGGAGUUCGAAUCCCUCCAGCAACUGGAGUGUCGACACCUGUUCUCGAGGAAGGAGGGAUUGAGAUCAGAGAACAGAGCAAAAAAUCGAUACAAGAAUAUUCUUCCUUUCGAUCACACGAGAGUUAAACUGAAGGACGUGGAUCCCAGUGUACCAGGGGCGGAUUACAUUAAUGCUAACUACAUAAAGAAUGAGGAGGGAGAGGGUUCAUGCACCGGUAUUACGGCCAGUGGUGAUACUUGCAUAUUCAAUAAAUGUUAUAUUGCAACACAAGGCUGUUUACCAAAUACUGUACAAGACUUUUGGCACAUGGUCUAUCAAGAGAAUAUACAGGUUAUUGUUAUGACCACCAAAGAAAUGGAGCGAGGGAAGAACAAAUGCGCUCGUUAUUGGCCAGAAGAGGGUGAAGUGAGUGAAUACGGGGGUGAAUGGAAAGUACGUGCUCUAGCACGCACUUCCACAGCUGAUUACACGUUACGUGAAUUUUUAUUGCAAGGAAAUAAGCCAAAUUUCACAGAGCCACGUAGAAUUUACCACUACCACUUCCAAGCAUGGCCGGACCACGGAGUUCCCUCGGAUCCCGGUUGCGUUCUCAACUUUCUGCACGAUGUUAAUGCCAGACAGGAGUCGAUUGCAGCUGCCUUGAGCUCCAGUGGACAGUCUCUCUCUACUGUGGGGCCUAUUCUCGUUCACUGCAGUGCUGGCAUCGGACGAACUGGCACUUUCAUUGUUAUUGAUAUGAUCUUAGAUCAGAUUAAACGUCAUGGAUUGGACUGUGAAAUCGACAUUCAACGAACCAUUCAGAAGGUCCGAUCUCAAAGAUCAGGAAUGGUGCAGACUGAGGCACAAUACAAAUUCGUUUAUCUCGCUGUAUUGCAUUAUAUUGAGACUGUGUCCCAGAGAAGACAAGCUGAGCAGAAAUCUCUCCAGUUGGGUCGUGAAUACACAAAUAUUCGAUACAAGAGUGAAACAAACAGUGUGAGCACAGGUGUUCCGGAGUCAGCUUCAUUUGCAUCAACCCCAACGCUCUCGACGUCAAACAAUUUCACACUGCCCACACCGGUGGGUAACCUGAGGCCCAAGUAGUUGUUAAUGAACCCUUGAAAUUUUCACCCGUGUUCUGCAGCAGGCGCUGAUACUCUCCUUAAUUUCUGGUAUUUUCUGUCCUUUACUGCGUUAAGACAACAAUAAUUCGCGUAGAUUAAAUGAAAAGUAUUUGCGUAGAGGCAGUGUAACAGUUGUAAUGCGGAGCAAAGGCUUAUUAAUUUUUUAAGUAAGAAAAUGAGAGAAAUGGAGAGAAUAACACAAUCAACGAUCGAACGUGUAGAAUGAGCAGUAGAAUGAGGGUACUUGUGAAUUAUUCGAUAAUCAAGUGUUUGUUUACUUUGGUUUUUGGAUAUUCAAAGUACAUGGCAACUUUAUUUGAUAUCAGAGACAAAUUGUGCUCGAUAAGGUGAAAAAAUUUUCUGUCAAAUCUAGAGAAUUUCGCUUGGAAUCUUCGUACUCGUUACCUAAUUGAACGGAAUAACGGAAGAGACAAAUUAAAAAUAGGCAAAUUAGUGUUGCCAUUGUGAUUGAAUUAAAUUGUAAAAACGCGUUCAAUUCGUUCUGAUCGCACCACUUAGUAUUACGAUGUUUCGCUUUUAUUUCCAAUCGAUGAUAUCGAGGUGAUGAAUGAUUAUUUCUCCUUCUGGUAUCUCGGCACAAGUUAAUGAAUGAAAGAAGAUGAGAGGGGAUUUUAAUUCCUUGUUUUCAAUUGGAAAUUCAUGAUGUUGCCUUUUAAGAAUGUAUUCAGUACCUCAAGGCUCUCAUAUGGUCGUGAAAUAUUCAAUUCGAUAUUCUGUCGAUUCAAGAAUUUAAUGGAAAAUUAAUCGUAAAUCGAUUCGCGGGUAGAGAAUAUGAUUGAUGAAUUUAUUGUGGAGAAUGCCGGUCAUGAAAAUUUAUUUCAUUCACGACGAAUGAAAAAUGUGAUAAAUGUCCUUUAAAUUAGAUUUCUUAUGAAGCUUUAAUUUCAUCGUCGGGAAUUAUUCGAGUUGGGAAAAUGGAGCUCGAGGAUUAGUGAUUUUUUUUAUUCUACACUCGUGAUUAAUUCUUUUUCGUUUCGUUUUUUUUUUUCCAAUGAAUGCAAUUUAUUUUAUAUGAUCUUCUUGUUUGAAAAACACACGCAUAAUUAUUUCUUAUUCUUCUCUGGGGAGAGUCGAUUA